Molecule: messenger RNA, 2715 nt
Organism: Ornithorhynchus anatinus (platypus)
Lineage: Eukaryota; Metazoa; Chordata; Mammalia; Monotremata; Ornithorhynchidae
Gene: STAMBP
Product: STAM binding protein
Exons: 9
Coding region: 105-1430 (441 amino acids)
Biological process (GO): protein K63-linked deubiquitination
Cellular component (GO): endosome; cleavage furrow
Molecular function (GO): protein binding; metal-dependent deubiquitinase activity; K63-linked deubiquitinase activity
Source: RefSeq, a predicted model, not a curated record
GCUCGUCGUGGGCGGGGGAUGUGUCUGUUCGUUGUCCCGUCGCCCUCUCCCAAACGCUCGGUCCCGUGCCGUGCACCCGGCGAGCCCUCGGUAGAGACGAUUGAAUGAUUGAAGUCGGUCCGGGCCCUCUGCCUCCCUCCCCAGCGUGCGUCCGUCCGGUGGCCGCGAUGCCCGACCACGGGGACGAGAGCCUCCCUCCGGAGGAGAGGGUGCGGGCCCUCAUCCAGGUGGGCAGCGACGUGGAGGUCAACGACCACAUCCCCCCGCGACGCUAUUUCCGCUCGGGCGUGGAGAUCAUAAGGAUGGCCACCGUCUACUUGGAGGAGGGAAACACGGAGCGGGCCUUCAUCUUGUACAACAAGUAUAUCACGUUGUUCAUCGAGAAGCUGCCCAAACAUCGGGACUACAAAACCGUCAACAUCCCGGAGAAGAAAGAGACCAUAAAGAAGCUGAAAGAGAUUGCAUUUCCCAAAGCGGAGGAGCUGAAGAAGGAGCUGUUGACACGCUACACCAAAGAGUUUGCCGAAUAUAACGGGAGAAAGGAGAGAGAGGCUUUGGUGCUGGCACGGAGCCUGGCGGCCCAGCGGCAGCUGGAAGAGGAGCGGGAGAGGGUGGCAAGGCAGCGGCAGCAGCAGGCCGAACAGGACCAGUUCCGCGCCUUCGAGGAGCUGAUCCGCCGCCAGGAGCUGGAGAGGGAGCGUCUGCGCGUCGAGCAGGAGUUCGGCGGCCCGCACCCCGGCCCGCCCGAGGGGCCCCUGGUGCCCGGGGUAGAGGAGCCCGCUCCCGGCCCGCUCCGCGCGGGCCAGGUCCCCGGCCCCGGCGCCGGCCCCCAGCCCGGCCAGCCCCCCGCCGUGGACAGGUCUCUGAAACCCGGCGGGCCCAGCAGCUCGGAGACCAGUCCUCUGGUGGACGGGCUGCGCCAAGUGGUGGUGCCCGGGACCCUCUGCCCGCAGUUCCUCCAGUUGGCCGACGCCAACACCGCCCGCGGAGUGGAGACCUGUGGAAUCCUCUGCGGGAAGCUGAUGAGAAACGAGUUCACGGUGACCCACGUCAUCAUCCCCAAGCAGAGCGCCGGGCCCGAUUACUGCAACACGGAGAACGAGGAAGAGCUCUUCCUCCUCCAGGACCAGCAGGGCCUCGUCACCCUCGGCUGGAUCCACACUCACCCCACGCAGACGGCCUUCCUGUCCAGCGUGGACCUGCACACGCAUUGCUCCUACCAGAUGAUGCUGCCCGAGUCCAUCGCCAUCGUCUGCUCCCCCAAGUUCAGCGAAACCGGCUUCUUUCAGCUGACAAACCACGGGCUGGACGAGAUCUCUUCCUGCCGAGAGAAAGGCUUCCAUCCCCACAGCAAAGACCCGCCGCUGUUCUGCAGCUGCGGCCACGUGACGGUGGCGGACCGGCCGGUGACCGUCGCGGACCUCCGGUGAGGCGGGGCCCGGAGCCGGCAGCGCAGCGCCCACGGACGGCCUCGCCCCGGGGGGAUCCCCCAUCCCCGAAGGAGAGCCCCGCGCCCCACCCGGAAGCCGACACCCCCUUCGCGGCCCAGCUGGCCGCCGCCGUCCUCCCCUCCCUCGGCUCCCUAGGCGGACAGGGCGUUCCGGACCGCGGCGGGCUGGCCUCUGGCCCCGUGACCCCCGAGGGCACCAGAAUGGGCUCGGCCCAUCGGGCUCGGCCCAGCGGCCACAGCCGGAUAGAUGGAGGGCGUCCACGGGGCUGGGGCAUCUCUGCCUCGUCGCCCCUGCUCUCCCGAGAGGCCCCCGGGGCCGGGGGAGACCGGCGGAGGGGGUCCCUCCUUCCUUUCCCGCAGGUCGGGGUCGGCUGGGUGUACGCGUGUUUCUGGGAGCACGCGUACGCGUCCGUGGGUGCCUGUGUGGAGCUGGCCUGCACAGCGAGGAUUCGACGAGGGCACACCUCGCUGGCAUCCUGGAAGCGCAUCCAGAUGGAUCGCCGGGGGAUUUUUGCAAAGGGUUCGAGGCCGGGUCGGGGAAGGGAGGCCGGGGAUUGGCCCGAAAGGGCAGGAGGAUCCCCUCCCCACAUUGGACAGGUGGCGGGAAGGGUUUUGGAAAACUCCAUCCCCGAAAGGAGUCCAGUGGGCACCGAGGGGAGCGGACGGGGGGGGGGGGGCCGGGGGCCGACCUCUCAGAGGGCCUUGGGGGCCUCCCUUGGCCUCCAGGCAGGGUGGACUGGCCCUUCUAGCCCUCCCAACCCCCCUCUGCCGUGCCGAUGACCACGGGCCCUCGUCGCCGCUGUCCCAGAGGCCCCCUAGGCGGGGGACCCGCUUCCUGCCGUAGGUUCCCCUCCCUCCGUCCCCCCACGGUCCCCUUUCUCCUCAGGCCCCGAGCGCGAGCGGGCUCUUUGAGGUUGGGUCCCUGAGGAGAGGCAGCCAGACGGCAGCAGCCUUGAUUUUGAAUGCCAAAGCGGGCGGUCCGGGUCUCUCCGCCCUCCCUCCCUGCGCCCCGACCCUGCCCGGUCUCCUCCCGGCCCGUCGGUACCACCUCCGUCUCGGGCCGGAGGACGGAGCGACGUCCCAGCCGGCAAACCCCCCGACGCCCCCGGCCGGGUCCGUCCGCCGGGCCGGAGGAGGGCGGGGGGCCCGGGGUGGGCCAGGCCCGGAAUCCCAGGGGCCCGGCGGGAAGUGGGGCCGUGGUGGCGGUUGCCGGGUGGGCCCCAGUCCUGUGACUGACAUAAAGUUACACUUCAUUUUCGAAUGUC